Messenger RNA from Coregonus sp. 'balchen', 5610 nucleotides. NCBI's taxonomy places the organism in Eukaryota, Metazoa, Chordata, Actinopteri, Salmoniformes, Salmonidae. The record is from the annotation of a GenBank genome assembly.
AUGCUGACUUGCAGGUUUGCCAGUCAUCAGAUGGGAAGGGAGAGGGUAGUCCUGUGUCUGUCUAAUUGUACAUCAUGUGCUUAUCUCUGUGUGAACAUAGGGAAGAUGGAUGUGAGUCCUGAGACUAAACUUAGUAGCAGUCAAUCACCAGUUGGUUACAAGAGCUUUGAGGGCUUACCUCAGUUGACUGUGGAUGACACAUUGCCCAAAGGGCAAAAUGGGAACUUGCAGAAAGAGCAUAACCGAAACACAGGUAGUUGGUUUGGCAGCAACUCAACGCUACUUACCUGAUGUCAAGUCAAAUAUUGCUUGUAUCAACCACAAAUUGCCACACAUAGCUUUUUAGCCCACCUCCACUCUAAUUACAGGGUCUAAAAUCUCUCCCUCUCCAGGUCUCCAUGGCCAUGGUGGCCUCAGCCUUGCCCCAGACCUCAAAAGUCUCCCAAAAGAAUUGCCCCUGAAAAAUCUAGCCUCUGGGAGCCAGAACCCUAACCUGGCUGAUCUAAGCUUGUCCUCCUUUAGAGAGACGGAUAAGGACCCCCUGUCUGGGGGACCAAGUAGGUGUGGCCCUUGGCAGGAUGGCAUGAUACCCAUCUAUGCUGCUUCUCUCACCAUUGCCAUAGCAGUCACCACCGCUAUGGUCCUGCAGAUUUAUCUAGGGACAAAUGAGGUAUGUACACCCUCUCCCACUGACUUAGAAAAAUGUAUAGAAGCUAUUCAGAACAACUUUUACUUAUUACCUUAUUUUCAUCCCCAUCCUUACUAUAAUGGGGUCAGCAGGUCUUCAGAGCGAGUGUGUUGGUGACGGACCAUGAACGCUGUACAGAGCUUGGUCGUAGGGUGCUGAAUGAUCAGGGCUCCAGUGUGGAUUCUGCCAUUGUUGCCGCCCUGUGCCUGGGAAUAGUCCAUCCACACGCGUCAGGUAUUGGCGGGUAAGUGUCUAUUGCAUUUGAGAAAGUUAACAGCAAGUGCACAAUUUAUGUGGCAUAAUGAUUGUCCAGAGGUGAUCAUGUGGAUGGACAGGACAUCCGUGGUCCACCCAACUUCAUUCAUGUCUUUGUCUGUAGGGGAGGGGUGAUGCUGGUUCAUGACAUCCGAAAGAAUAUAAGGAAGGUGAUUAAUUUCCAGGAAACGGCACCCUCUGGAAUCAAGGAGGAGAUCCUGCAAAUUGACCCGGAGCUAAAGGUGAUGUGCUGUAUGACAACAGUGUAUGAGUAAAAAUACAUAACUUAUUUUAGAUAUUUCAUUUGUAGGAUAACACAAUGAUGUGUUGAACUAUUAUCUCGAAUUGUGUGGCUAGUCUCAGAUAGUCAUUCAACAUGUACACUGAGGCUUCAAAAGAGAUGUUGAAACUGUAACAUCUUUCCUUAACCAUCCAGCCAGGUCUGGUUGUAGGUGUGCCAGGCUUGCUCAGAGGGUUGUACCAAGCCCAUAAACUGUAUGGAAGGUGAGGUGUUGUCAUUUGUUAUGUGCAAUUUCAUGUUUGUGUUCAGAAGCGUGUACUAGCCUAUGGUUGUUAUUGUUUCACCUCAGACUGUCAUGGGAGGAUAUUGUCACCAGGGCUGCCAAUGUAGCCAGAAACGGCUUUAAUGUAUCUCACAGAUUUGGUAAGGAGUGAUUCACAAUGAUCCCAAGUCUUUUUUCUUACUGUUUUACUUCUCAUGCAUGUAGAAUCUGUAUAAAAGCCUCAUUACAGGACUAGACCAAUUGCAGGUUUUCACCAGGAGACUUUUGAUGUUUGUCUAACCCUGCAGCAGAGGCCAUAACCAAGGUGAAAGGUCAGAAUAUGUCAUUGCGCUUCAGGGACAUGUUCUUGCCAGGAGGCCAUGCUCUGUCCCCCGGCUCUCUUAUGAAAACACCCAGUCUGGCUGCUGUCCUGGAGGCUGGGGUGUCAGAAUUCUACAGUGGGACUCUAACACAGGAAAUGGCCAAUGAGGUAAAUAAAUGUGUUAGUUAAGAACAUAGCCCUCAGUAAAUGGCAUUGAAUCAUACACAGAUUUGACCAGUGUUGUGUUUUAGGUGCAAGUAAAUGGAGGAGUUCUAACCAAGGAGGAUCUCAGCAACUACAGUGCAGUCAUAGAGCAGCCAAUUGAAGGCCUGUAUCAGGGUAAACGUAGUCAUACUUCAUACUCUUUAUAGAAAGUAGCCUACAAACAAGGAAAUCCUACAUUAUGUUGGGAUUACUUGCAUUUGUCUACAUAAUAUUAUGUCUACACCAGUGGUGCCUGGUGGCACUUUAAAUGGGUAGGAGGACAGGCUCAUAGUAAUGGCUGGAACAUAAUGAAUUGUAUCAAACACAAACACCUGGUUUUCCAUGAGUUUGACACAAUUCACUCCAUUCCAUCCAUUAUGAUGAGCCAUCCUCCCCUCACCAGCCUCCUCAGGUCUAAACAAUAUUACCUGGCAACACCUCCCUCAGGAUUUCGAGUUCUAGUGCCACCUCCCCCUUCUAUUGGUGCUGCUCUGAUCUCAGCCCUCAACAUUUUGGAGGACUUCCACCUCAAGGGGAAUAGUACAACUGGGAACAACCACUGGAUUGCUGAGGUACUGUAUCUCAAGCUCUGAAGUGAGACCCAUGUUAUUUACAGUGUGCAGGUAAGGUUCCCCUAAUAAAAGUGUAUUGUAUUCAUUUUGAAGUCACUGAAAGCGGCCCUGGCUAUGGCCAGUGGGCUCGGAGACCCUGUGUAUACCCCGUCAGUCUCUGCACUCGUCUCCAAGAUGCUAAGGUAAACAUUAACAAGCGUGCAUUCACUUCCUCGCCAUGUUCUAAGUAGAUUAGCCAUGCAAUUUAAGUCCUUCUGAAAUGCAAUGACAGGAAUUUCUGUGAACAAUUGUCUUCUCUUCUGAUGUGUACAGUGGCUUGCGAAAGUAUUCACCCCCUUGGCAUUUUCCCUAUUUUGUUGCCUUACAACCUGGAAUUAAAAUAGAUUUUUUUGGGGGGUUGUAUCAUUUGAUUUACACAACAUGCCUACGACUUUGAAGAUGCAAAAUAUUUUUUCUUGUGAAAUAAGAAGCUUGGCACAUCUAGCCAGUGGGAUUUUUGCCCAUUCUUCAAGGCAAAACUGCUCCAGCUCCUUCAAGUUGGAUGGGUUCCGCUGGUGUACAGCAAUCUUUAAGUCAUACCACAUAUUAUCAAUUGGAUUGAGGUCUGGGCAUUGACUAGGCCAUUCCAAGACAUUUAAAUGUUUCCCCUUAAACCACUUGAGUGUUGCUUUAGCAGUAUGCUUAGGGUCAUUGUCCUGCUGGAAGGUGAACCUCCGUCCCAGUCUCAAAUCUCUGGAAGACUAAAACAGGGUUCCCUCAAGAAUUUCCCAGUAUUUAGCGCCAUCCAUCAUUCCUUCAAUUCUGACCAGUUUCCCAGUCCCUGCCGAUGAAAAACAUCCCCUCAGCAUGAUGCUGCCACCACCAUGCUUCACUGUGGGGAUGGUGUUCUCGGGGUGAUGAGAGGUUCUGUGUUUACGCCAGACAUAGCGUUUUCCUUGAUGGCCAAAAAGCUCAAUUUUAGUCUCAUCUGACCAGAGUACCUUCUUCCAUAUGUUUGGGGAGUCUCCCACAUGCUUUUUGGCGAACACCAAACGUGGUUGCUUAUUUUUUUCUUUAAGCAAUGGCUUUUUUCUGGCCACUCUUCCGUAAAGCCCAGCUCUGUGGAGUGUACGGCUUAAAGUGGUCCUAUAGACAGAUACUCCAAUCUCCACUGUGGAGCUUUGCAGCUCCUUCAGGGUUAUCUUUGGUCUCUUUGUUGCCUCUGAUUAAUGCCCUCCUUGCCUGGUCCAUGAGUUUUGGUGGGCAGCUCUCUCUUGGCAGGUUUGUUGUGGUGCCAUAUUCUUUCAAUUUUUUCAUAAUGGAUUUAAUGAUGCGCCGUGGGAUGUUUCAGACAUUUUUUUAGAACCCAACCCUGAUCUGUACUUCUCCACAACUUUGUCCCUGACCUAUUUGGAGAGGUCCUUGGUCUUCAUGGUACCGCUUGCUUGGUGGUGUCCCUUGCUUAGUGGUGUUGCAGAUGCUGGGGCCUUUCAGAACAGGUGUGUGUGUGUGUGUGUGUGUGUAUAUAUAUAUAUAUAUAUAUAUAUAUAUAUAUAUAUAUAUAUAUAUAUAUAUAUAUAUAUAUAUAAUUACUGAGAUCAUGUGACACUUAAAUAAAGUCAAUCUGUGUACAAUCUAACUAAUUAUGUGACUUCUGAAGGUAAUUGGUUGCACCAGAUCUAUUUAGGGGCUUCAUAGCAAAGGAUGAAUACAUAUGCACGCACCACUUUUAUUUAUUUGUUCAAAUUUUUUGAAAUAAGUUAUUUUUUUCAUUUCACUUCACCAAUUUAGACUAUUUUGUGUAUGUCCAUUACAUGAAAUCCAAAUGGAAAUCCAUUUAAAUUACAGGUUGUAAUGCAACAAAAUAGGAAAAACGCCAAGGGGGAUGAAUACUUAUGUAUCUGUGUCUUGGUUAAAGCAAGCCACAGGCUGCAGUGCUCCGUCAGUUGAUCAGUGACUCGCAGGCGUCUCCUCCCAGAUACUACUCUACUCUAUAUGACCUGCCGAGUGGAGCUGUGGCCAGCCAGGUGGUGGUCAUGGGUCCCGAUGACGUCAUUGUGUCUGUCACCAGGUGCUGUGAUAAUAGACCUUAGCUGAAGGAGAUAACAGUUACUGUCUGCACCUUUACAUUAGCAUGAUGGAUAUUGGGUGGGAUAGCUUAAGUCUUACACUUGUUCAUUUUUUAUGUUUCAGCUCACUGAACAGGCCCUUUGGAAGUAGAAUUUUAACCCCUUCAGGCAUUCUCCUGAACAGCCAGAUCGUGGACUUCUCCUGGCCAAUUAAAACCAAGGGAAUGUUAAUAUCCAACCUGGUAACAACAUACCACAGUACAUUGCACCUUUAGGCUGUAUAAUGUAUUAACAUAACAUUCUACACUUUCAAUCUUAGCCCCAGAUAAAGAAACAACAAUUUUGUAAAAAUAUCCUAUAUCAACACUUGUUUUCUUUGCAGAGGAACAGGGUCCAGCCAGGCAAGCGGCCUCUGUCAUUUAUAAUGCCCACAAUUGUGAUACCGUCUCUAGGUAAAUGUGGAUCCUAUGUGGCCCUGGGAUCUUCUAACGGAGAGCACAGCCUCAGUGGUAUCACCCAGGUCUGCCAUGUAAAAAAAAAAUAUAUAUAUAUACACACACACACACAUAAUGUUCAUGCCUGUUGUUGUCUAUAAGUAAAAUGUCCUUGUAAUUUCAUUACCUUUCAUUGUGCUUUUUGUUUCAGGUCUUGAUUAAUAUUUUAUCAUACCACAAAAAUCUGAAUGAUAGUAUAUCCCUGGGACGACUCCAUCCCCAGCUUCAGCCGAGCAGCCUCCUGGUGGACUGUGAGCAUUUCUGAUGUUUUCUUUAUCUCCACAUAAUUGUGGGUGGGAAAUCAGCUUUGAAAUGGUUUGAAACUUCAACUCACUUUUUCUAAUUCAUAUCUUCACAAAUGUCUCCCCUCAGCUGAGUUCCUGGAGGAGGAUGUGAAGGUGUUGCGUCUGAAAGGACACACUGUCCACAGGGUGGGCCUGCUGUCCCUGGUGCAGGGUGUCCAGAGAACCAACGACAUCAUUAGGGGCAUUGUUGACCCUCGUGCUGUGGCUGGCUCUGCCUAG